This is a messenger RNA of Metarhizium brunneum ARSEF 3297, 1140 nucleotides long. RefSeq lists its product as uncharacterized. NCBI's taxonomy places the organism in Eukaryota, Fungi, Ascomycota, Sordariomycetes, Hypocreales, Clavicipitaceae. The record is from RefSeq and is a predicted model, not a curated record. Gene Ontology annotation, molecular function: serine racemase activity; L-serine ammonia-lyase activity; D-serine ammonia-lyase activity.
AUGGCCGACAUAUCAACCACGCUCCCUCUGUCCCGUGCGUCCGUGCUGGCCGCUCACGACCUCAUAAAACCACACAUUCACCGCACCCCCGUGCUCACAAACACUACCCUCUCUGGUCUUGCAUCUACGCCCCGGUCUCCCGAUGAUCUCAAGGGCACCCGUUUCGAGGGCAGGAGGCCGGCCAGGCCAAAGAUUAGGUUGUGGUUUAAAUGUGAAAACCUGCAGAGAAUAGGAGCGUUCAAGGUCCGAGGGGCAUUUCAUGCGCUGGGCAGGCUGAUGAUGGAGGAGGGGUGGGUUGAGGGCGGCGGAAAGGAGAGGGGAGUUGUUACGCAUAGUUCUGGCAACCACGCGCAGGCCCUCGCCCUCGCUGCCCGCGAGUCCUCCAUCAAAGCGCACAUAGUCAUGCCCACCAUCUCCGUGCCGCAGAAGAUCGCUGCCACAAGGGGGUACGGCGCAACCGUCUACUUCAGCGGGAGCACCUCGGUGGAGCGCGAGGCCAUGGCCGACAAGGUCAUUUCUGAGACGGGCGCGCGGCUCGUCCCGCCUUAUGAUCACCCGGACAUCAUGCUCGGCCAGGGGACCAUGGGGAUCGAGCUGCAGGAGCAGGUGGCCGAGCUGCAGUCCCGGCUGGACCCCUACGCGGCGCCUUCGACAAAGGGCCUGGACGCCAUCGUCGCCCCCUGCGGUGGCGGCGGCAUGCUCUCUGGCGUAGCACUCUCCGCGGAGGGAACGGGCGUAAAGGUCUUUGGGGCGGAACCUUCCUACGAGGGGGCGGACGACGGUAAGCGCGGGUAUGAGACGGGUGAGAGGGUGGCGGCUGUGAGUUCGCUCACCGUGGCUGAUGGGUUGAGGACGCCCGUGGGCGAGUGGCCGUGGAAAGUGAUUUAUGAGAAGAGGCUGGUCAGUGGGAUGUAUAGCGUUACCGAGGAGGAGAUUAAGAAGGCCAUGAGGCUGGUGCUGGAGAGGAUGAAGGUGGUUGUCGAGCCGAGUGCCUGUGUUGGGUUGGCGGUUGCGUUGUUCGACGAGGAUUUUAGAGAGAUGGUGGAGAGGGAGGCAGGCGAUCGGGGGUGGGACUUGGGGAUUGUUUUCAGCGGUGGGAAUGUAGGGGCUGAUGCGAUUGGGAGGUUGUUUUCUGAGUAG